UAGAUGAGCUCAGCCACACUCAGACAUGCUCUUCAGCCCAGAGCUCGCUGAUCGGAUAUAACUAAUGGACAAAGUGAUGGACAUGGAGGUGGCGGCUCCUCCACCACCCUCUGCUGAACGCGAGGAGCAGUCAUUCGAAAGGAAUGCGCUGGCAUCCGAGGAAAACUCACAUUAUUUAAGAUCUGUGAGCAGCGAGUCGAGCUCAUUCAUCAUGGUUCAACCGAAAAGCCGUUUGGAAGCGCCGUCUAAGUUGUGGAUGACCAUGAUUAUUACCGUCAUGAUUAUUCUCCAAGUCGCUUCGACAACCGGACUCUUCAUUUACCUCAAUAUGUCCAUGGCUCAAGCCCGGAGUCAGGGUGUUUCUGAGGAGCUACGGUGUCUAGGGCUGCUGAAUGCUCUGGAAAAAGACCAGGAGGUGCCUGAUGGCCUGGUCCAGCUGUUUGGUGAACCGUGUAUCAAACUGGCUGAGGGAAUUAAGGCAUACAUCUCAAAGGUAACAGAAAACAUCAUCUCCCAGCACGUCUUUCAAGAAAGACAAACAGCCCCACCACGGACAACAUUUCUCACUGGUGGGAAUCCGCGCCCUUCUGCUCACCUCACUCUCCGAGACAGCGGACUACAGGGCCCUGUAUCUCUAACCCCUCAGGCAGACCUGCACCAGUCCUGCCGUCACCCUGUGCGUUCCUGGGGCAACCAGAGCUUCGGCUCCCACCUGCAAAACAUGACUGUCUCCAAUGGCCGCCUGCGCAUCCCUAAGGCUGGGCGCUACUACCUGUAUGCCCAGGUCUAUUUCCGCUACCUCACCCUGUCCAACAGUGAGCGGCAGUCCAGUUCUGAGAGUCACCAGGUGGUGCAGUGUGUGUACAAGAAGACAGCGUACGCGCGGCCCAUUCAGCUUCUGAAGGGAGUGGGCACGAAGUGCUGGGCGCCGGACAGUGAGAACGCUCUGCACUCCGUCUAUCAGGGAGGUCUGUUUGAGCUGCGGGCGGGUGACGAAAUCUUUGUCUCCGUGUCUUCCCCUGUGGCUGUGCAUGCGGAAGACUCAUCAAGUUACUUUGGAGCCUUCCGCUUUGACCUGUGACCUCUGACGUGGUGAGCGGCGGUCUGUUUUUUUUGUUUGGAUGAAAGACCAGUGGGUUCUUCUGAAGCGACCCAACAGAGGACUGUGAGAAAGACUGAAAAUGAGAGGAUUUAGGAAGCCAUGCAUGGCUUCCUGUUUACUCAGAAACCUCCAUGGAGCGAGCUCAAAUGACUCAAGACUUAACAACCAGCUUAAUGAUAAACAAAAGACACAUGCUUUUAUGAAAACCAGUUGGAGAAGUGUGUGGAUACCCCUGAUCCAGCAUGACAGCUGAAGUGAGGUUCCCUCUGAUCCCCUUUGAAAAUGUGCAUCAGGACCUCAAAUAAGCAGCUCUGUGGCAGGGAGGAUCUGGAGCUAGUGGGAAAGCAGCAGAGGAAUUUACUGAACUCUCUAUGUAUUAGGGCAGAUGUGAAGAGUGCUGCCAGAUGCAUGGAAAAAUCCAAAUGGAUAGACACACUAGGGACUUGGGCUCACAGCUGUUUGUCUCUUUCUAUGAUGGAGCCUCAAACAGCUAAAUGUACAGAAAAAAAGUAAGUUAAAAAAGCAAAAGAAGCAAACUGUGGCUAAUGGAUCUUAAUCAAUAUCAACUGGCACUCUAAAAUGGUUUAAUAUGCCUGUAUUCUUCAUAAUAUAUUCUUCCAAAAAAUAAAUAACGUAAAAAAAAACAUCAUCAAAUCAUUCUCACCAGUGGUGAAUCAUGAUUAAUAGAGCUUCAUUGUGGGCCAUAAAUCUGAAAACUCACUCAAAAAUGAGGAAAGAAUCAUUUUUGCGAUAAUGCUAAUUUCUUCUAGCGCUCCUGUGGAAUUCUAGUAGUAUGUUAUUGCUAAGCUAACAGUGAUUCACAUUAACAUUUUUUGCUCAUUCUAGAUUAAAUGUAGACAUGUGAAGCUUAUAAAAGACAUUCCAUGUUUUAUUUAAAGCUUAUAACAGACAUAUUAACUCGUAUUUUGUCUUGUAGUAGUUUUACAGAGACUCUUUCAGUAAAGAAUCCUGUUGGAGAGCUGCCGUUUUCCAUUUCUAACAAUUGACUGAAACUUGGUUAUGCUAUCACACAUACUCACAGUCACUGAUGUAUCUAGAACCUCCAAAAGGCCCAGCGUGACGUUUUCCCUCACAAAAUUUGUUCCACUAUUGGAAAUCACAAGGUGAUUGGUUUUUUCCACUCAGUACCUAAUUAUUUGGUUGGAAGUUACCGGUGUCAGAGCUUGCUUAGCUGUAUCCAUCCAGAGACUGCAAGAAAAAUUCUGAUUGGAUAAUUUUUCCUUGGACAUUGCAAGAAUUUAACCAAGUUAAUUAAUAAUUGUGUUACUACAAUAACAUGCUGAUUUUAUCAAUUAAAAAUGAACAAAAAAACGGUAUGUAUGUAUGUAUGAUGUAUUUUGUUUAUUUAACAGAAACUUUCUUUUAAGGCCUAGAAGGCACUGAGGGUUCCCCACUAAUUUAUUGGACACCAUACACAGCAUAUACUAUGUGGGAUAAACACACCAAAAAUGCAGUGCACUCAAUUUACUCAUUUCAAAUGUGUACAUAAUAUCCACAUGAAUCAAAUAUAUUACAUCAAUGCAUUAAUAAUAAAAAUAGGUCAUUACAAUGUUGGAAUCAAGUAAAUUCAGUGCAUUAUGUUUUCAGUGCAAG
This is a messenger RNA of Colossoma macropomum (tambaqui), 2716 nucleotides long. It is a transcript of the gene tnfsf10l3, whose product is annotated as tumor necrosis factor (ligand) superfamily, member 10 like 3. The transcript has 5 exons. The record is from RefSeq and is a predicted model, not a curated record. NCBI's taxonomy places the organism in Eukaryota, Metazoa, Chordata, Actinopteri, Characiformes, Serrasalmidae. Gene Ontology annotation, molecular function: tumor necrosis factor receptor binding. Gene Ontology annotation, cellular component: membrane. Gene Ontology annotation, biological process: immune response. The coding region runs from base 65 to 1081 and encodes 338 amino acids.